Molecule: messenger RNA, 1711 nt
Organism: Dermatophagoides farinae (American house dust mite)
Lineage: Eukaryota; Metazoa; Arthropoda; Arachnida; Sarcoptiformes; Pyroglyphidae
Product: epoxide hydrolase 1
Biological process (GO): epoxide metabolic process
Molecular function (GO): epoxide hydrolase activity
Source: RefSeq, a predicted model, not a curated record
UUUAUAUAUGCCAUAAUAAUUAUAUAUGACAAUCAUCAUUAUCGAUGUUAUUAUUGGUCUGUGAAUAAUAUUUCAUUUUGACAUUGUCCAGCAUUGACAUUGUAUCAUUGAAAUAUCAAGAAAAAUGGGUUGUUGUUGUAAAGUUACAACAUUAUUUCUGUUGAUCGUUGCCGGUUUUAGCCUAUAUCAAUUCUAUCCAUGUCUCUUCAAAUGUCAUGACAAGCCAAAUUUUGAUACUUUUAAAGUUGAUGAUUGGUUUGGCCGUGUUAUGCUUAAAGCCAAUCAAAAAAUUCCAAAAGAUCCGGUUGAUAUUAAAUCAUUCCGUUUGAAUGUUUCCGAUGCCGAUCUAAAUGAUCUUCAUGAUCGUCUUAAACGUUCACGUUUUAUUGAUCAUUUACAGGAUACACAUUUUCAAUAUGGAUUUAAUUCCGAUUAUCUACGGGUUGUACAACAAUAUUGGCAAAAUAGUUAUCAAUGGCGUAAACAUGAGCAACAGAUUAAUUCAUAUCCACAAUUCACCACACAAAUCGAAGGUUUGAACAUACAUUUUUUCCAUGUUAAACCGAAAACAACGGCUAAAGUGAAAACAAUCUUUCCGAUUCUAUUGGUUCAUGGAUGGCCUGGAAGUUUUUAUGAAUAUCUGAAAUCGAUACCGAUGCUUACCGAACCAGAUUCCAAUGGUUAUGCAUAUGAAAUCAUAUUACCAUCGAUACCUGGCUAUGGUUAUUCUGAACAACCACAUAAACCUGGAUUCAAUAUUCCAGCUGCUGCAAGAAUUUUCGUUAAACUGAUGAAACGUUUAGGACAUGAAAAAUUCAUUACACAUGGUGGUGAUUGGGGUUCAGCCAUUUCAUUGGCCAUCUCGACAAUCUAUCCGGAAAAUGUUCGUGGCCUACAUUUAGUUGGUAAUUUUUUCCAACCAUCAACUUUUGGUGAUUUUCGACGAAUGUUAAUGGCAUACCUGAUGCCUAAAUAUUAUUUCGGUACUGAUGAUUGGCAAAGGCAAUGGGAGAAAACGUUUCCAUUUUGUCAAAAAUUUAAAUCUAUGCUUCUUGAAACUGGUUAUAUGCAUAUUCAGGCUACAAAACCGGAUACAGUAGCUGCCGGUUUAGCUGAUAGUCCAAUCGGAAUGGCUGCAUAUUUAUUGGAGAAAUUUUCGGCUUGGACACAUGCUAACUAUAUGGAACUAUCGGAUGGUGGCCUAGUGGAUAAAUUCACGAUGGAUGAAUUGUUAACAAAUGUUAUGAUCUAUUGGACAAGUGGUAAUAUUGCUGCAUCACAACGAUUUUAUCUGGAAAAUAUGCAAAAUUUCAAAUUUAUGCAAACCUUAACGCAAGCACAAGUCAAAGUUCCAUCAGCAAUUAUUGAACCUACACAUGAUCUAAUGAGAGCACCAAGGAAAUUUAUCGAGCAUUUACAUGAAAAUCUUCUUCAAUUUACCAAUUCGAAUGUUGGUGGACAUUUUCUGGCAUUUGAAGAGCCUAAUAUCGUUGUCAAAGAUAUAAGACAAUUUUCAAAAAAAUUACUAGAAUUUGAACAACAAAAACGAAAAGAGGAAGAACAAGAACAGCAACAGAAAAAACAUGAUGAAGUCUAAGCGAUGAUUAAUCCCGAUGAAAAUAACGUUCAUAUCAAUGUCAAUAAAAUUUUUCCAAAAGUGUUAUUUGAUAUUCAAAAUUUUUAAACUUCAAUAAAAAUUCAAUACAAAGAA